Phycomyces blakesleeanus NRRL 1555(-) is the source of this 834-nucleotide messenger RNA. RefSeq lists its product as hypothetical. The transcript has a single exon. Gene Ontology annotation, molecular function: protein binding. The record is from RefSeq and is a predicted model, not a curated record. Lineage: Eukaryota; Fungi; Mucoromycota; Mucoromycetes; Mucorales; Phycomycetaceae. The coding region runs from base 1 to 834 and encodes 277 amino acids.
AUGGGCAUGACAUCUCUACAAAAUCUACCUUCCGAAUUACUCUUCAAUUGUCUAUCAUGGCUUCCCUUGCGAGAUCUGGCCACCACUCGUACUGUAUCAAUUACACUCCAACACUUCUGCGACGACCCUUUUUUCUGGCGUCAUUUGUGGCUUGAGCCACCAGAAAAGCCGAGCAAAUCAAUUGCAUUGUGGCAACUUCCCGAUCUAAAAGCACUUAUUGAACCCCACCUUGAGCACAUUCAGUCAAUUCGUAUCCGGGGCGUUCGUGACAAUAUCGUGCGCUACAUUCUAAACAACUGCCCAAAUCUCGAGGAGCUUACGAUCUGUGGCUGGACCACACUCUCUGACCACGCCUUCAAAUUCACACAACCACUAUCAUCAUUAAGGCGCCUAGAACUCGUUGGUGCGGCAAAUCAAACGAAUUUCACUUCGCUCGAUGCAACCACACUCGGACGACUCCUGACACGCUGUCCAGGAUUGACGGAGCUUUUAUUGGGCUGUCAAGUUCACAUUCAUGCCCCCACGUUUAUAACCCUGCUCAAGUCAACCUCAUGUCUUCCCUUACGAUUCCUCACAUUGGCAACGCGCCGCACAUGGUCAAGUCAGCAUCUGGCUGAUCUAAUGAUACUCUGCCCCAGACUGGAGUGUGUCAGCUUACUGUCUGCAGCCGCUGCAGGUUUCAAUAUCAAAGAAAAGGAUACCUUGGGCGUACAUUCCUGGAUAGCCGAAAAGCACCACCUGUCUGUUGCUCAUCCAGACACACGGCUAGACGAGGACGACUGGACAGGGGUAUUGGCAGAAGAUGUGACCUUACAUCGGUCACUAUUUUGUUAA